ACGAGCAACAACCGCUCAGAUACAAAGAUACGUUCGUUCGCAGCAGCAGCAGCCAACGACAGCGACAGCGACAGCGCUAGAAUCCGAGAGCAACGUUGCGUAUGCGUGACGCGUGAAUCGCGUAGAGUUAUUUCCCAUUUUCGCCCCCCCCGCCCGCAAAACACACACACAAACCCUCGAACGCGUAGUGCAGUGCGCUGACCAUCCAUCCAUCCAUCCAUCCAUCUAUCCAGCGAUGACAGUGCCCGGGCAGCUUUAGAUCAGCGAUCGGCCAGAGAGAGCGAGCGAGCGAGCGAGAGCGAAGCAGCAGCAGAGCCAGCGGCAAGGCGGUCUGCAUUCAUUCCGCCGACGGCAAAACGAUAAAGUGAUCCAAAGAACGCGGUUCAUUCAGCGGUUGAACGGUUUAACGGUGUAACGGUGCAACGAUCGCGAUAACGGUGUAACGGUGGACAUGGAGCGGGUCGUCCUGCGCGCAUGACAAACGAACAGCCGCCGAGAUCCCCCCCGUCCUGGGCGAGAUCAAAAUAUUAGAGUCCCCCCACCCCCCUUCCAUGACCCUCAAACCCCACCAAAACAAAACAAAAACAGUGCAAUGAUCAAAAGUUAACAAAAUCAAGAAACAAAGGAUACAAAGAGAAAGAGAAAGUAGAGAGGGAGAGGGAGCGAAAGUGCUUAGCAGUUAACGGUCAACAAAAGUUCUCUUGAUGAAAAAUCACCUGUCCAACGUGCUGUGUGCAAUGCGUAGUGACUUCAAGGAUAAUCACCAGGAGACCAUCAAUAAAAUGAUACAAUUUGGCACAGUGAAAUAUGGCAUUGUCAAACAGCUGAAGGAUCGCGCUCGAAGCGCCGACAAAGACACUGGCAGCGAUCAGGAGGAGAAUGGAGCCUGCUCGCCGCUGACCACGGCCACUGCCACGACCACGGCCAGUCCCAGCCGCAGUCCCGAGCCCGAGGAGGAUCAGGAGCAGCAGCUGAAACACUCGGAGACCAUCGAGGACAACAACAACAAGGUGCUGGUCAUGACAAAGCCGGACUCCGAGCCGGAGGCCCACUCGAGGCCGCAGUCACCGCUGGCCCUGACCAACACCGAAGAGGCGGCCACGGCGGCCAGUCCGGCGGCAGUGGCCCCCGAGAAGGACAUCGAAGUGGAUGUGGAGAUGCCAGAGACAAGGACGGCGGCAGGAGAGGCUGUGGGGGCCACACCUGUGACCCUGGAGGCCAUCCAGAACAUGCAGAUGGCCAUUGCCCAGUUUGCGGCCAAGACGAUUGCCAACGGAUCGACGGGGGCGGACAACGAGGCGGCCAUGAAGCAGCUGGCCUUCCUGCAGCAGACGCUCUUCAAUCUGCAGCAGCAGCAGCUCUUCCAGAUCCAGCUGAUCCAGCAGCUGCAGUCGCAGCUGGCCCUCAACCAGGCCAAGCAGACGGACACGGACGAGGCCCAGGAGGAGGAUGGGGAUGCCGAUGCGGAUGCGGAUGGGGAGCCAGAGGAGCGCGACGAUGGCGAGACGGACACGUACGAGGAGGAGGAGCGCAUUGCCGACAUGGAGCUGCGCCAGAAGGCGGAGGCCCGCAUGGCCGAGGCCAAGGCCCGCCAGCAUCUGAUCAAUGCGGGAGUGCCCCUCAGGGAGUCCUCCGGAUCGCCCGCCGAGUCCCUGAAGCGCCGCCGAGAACAGGAGCAGGAGCAGGAGGAGGCUGCCGCUGCUGCCGCGGCCAUGAGGCGCCCGCCCACCAGCCGCCGCCUCAGCUCGGAGGCGGCGGGCCGGCACAAGGAGAACGCCCAGGAGGCGCUGGCCAAGCUCAAGGACAUGGAGAACAUGCCGCUGCCGUUCGGCUCCGACCUGGCCUCGAGCAUCAUCACGAACCACGACGACCUGCCGGAGCCCAACUCGCUGGACCUGCUGCAGAAGCGCGCCCAGGAGGUGCUCGACUCCGCCUCGCAGGGCAUCCUGGCCAACAACAUGGCCGACGACUUCGCCUUCGACAAGGCCGGCGAGGGCAAGGGCCGCAACGAGCCGUUCUUCAAGCACCGCUGCCGGUACUGCGGCAAGGUCUUCGGCUCCGACUCCGCCCUGCAGAUCCACAUCCGCUCGCACACCGGCGAGCGCCCCUUCAAGUGCAACGUCUGCGGCAGCCGCUUCACCACGAAGGGCAACCUCAAGGUCCACUUCCAGCGGCACGCCCAGAAGUUCCCGCACGUGCCCAUGAACGCCACGCCCAUUCCGGAGCACAUGGACAAGUUCCAUCCGCCGCUGCUCGACCAGAUGUCGCCCACGGACAGCUCGCCCACCCACUCGCCGGCGCCGCCCGCGGCCACGUCCGGGAGCUCCGCUGCCGCCCCGCCGCCCCUGCCGUUCGCCUCGAGCCCCGCCUUCCCGGGCCUGCAGGGUCUCUACCGGCCGCCCAUGGAGAUCCUCAAGUCGCUGGGCGCCGCCGCAGGCGGUCCGCAUCCGUUCUUCCCCCAAGACAUGCCCACGGAUCUGCGCAAGUCCUCGGGUCCGAGUUCGCCCCGCCCCCAGGGGGAGGAGGAGGAGGAGGAGGAGGACGAGGAGAUGCUGUCCGGCCAGAUGCCCGUCAAGACGGAGCUCAUGGAGGAGGACAAGGAGGAGGAGGAGGCGAACGAGGAGCAGGACACCUCUGCCCACGAUCGCUCGGAGACGGAGACGGAGCCCGAGCCGGAGCCCCUGCCCCUGGAGGUGCGGAUCAAGGAGGAGCGCCUCGAGGAGGAGUCGUCCGAGCAGCACCAGUCCCAGGACCCCGAGGAGGAGCACCUCGAGGUGCGUCGCACGCCCUCGCCGCGCGUCCGAUCCCCGCCCGUGAAUCACCAUCGCAGCCACCACCACGCCCACCACGGCCACCACGCCCACCACGCCCAUCACGGCUACCCGCCGGUGGUGCAGCCCAUCCAGCCGCCGGCCCUGAUGCACGCACAGCCCUCGCCCGGCUCCCAGUCGCACCUGGACCACCUGCCCACGCCCGGCCAGCUGCCGCCGAGCAUGCCCCACCGGGAGGACUUCUUCGCGGAGCGUUUCCCGCUCAAUUUCACGACCGGAAAGACGCUCUCGCCGGAGCACAACUCCCCCAUCCGCUCGCCGGCCGCCGGCGGACCCCAUCCGCACGGGCAUCCGCACCACGGCCACAUGGCGCGCUCGCCCUUCUUCAAUCCGAUCAAGCACGAGAUGGCGGCGCUGCUGCCGCGGCCCCACAGCAACGACAACUCGUGGGAGAACUUCAUCGAGGUGUCGAACACCUCGGAGACGAUGAAGCUCAAGGAGCUGAUGAAGAACAAGAAGAUCAGCGACCCCAACCAGUGCGUGGUCUGCGACCGGGUGCUCUCCUGCAAGAGCGCCCUCCAGAUGCACUACCGGACGCACACGGGCGAGCGGCCGUUCAAGUGCCGCAUCUGCGGACGGGCCUUCACCACGAAGGGCAACCUGAAGACGCACAUGGCCGUGCACAAGAUCCGGCCGCCGAUGCGCAACUUCCACCAGUGCCCCGUCUGCCACAAGAAGUACUCGAACGCCCUCGUCCUGCAGCAGCACAUCCGCCUGCACACGGGCGAGCCCACGGACCUCACGCCCGAGCAGAUCCAGGCGGCCGAGAUCCGCGAUCCGCCGCCAUCCAUGAUGCCCGGCCACUUCAUGAAUCCCUUUGCGGCGGCCGCCUUCCACUUUGGCGCCCUGCCGGGCGGACCGGGCGGACCGGGCGGCCCCCCGGGCGCCGGAGGAGCCCUCCACGGGCCGCACAACGGAGCCCUCGGCUCGGAGUCGUCGCAGGGGGACAUGGAGGACAACAUGGACUGCGGGGACGACUACGACGACGACGUGUCCUCGGAGCAUCUGUCCAACAGCCACCUCGACCAGGAGGGCGCUGGAUCCGGGGAGCGUCCGCGCUCGGGCGACGACUUCAAGUCGCUGCUCUUCGAGCAGAAGCUCCGCAUCGACGCCACGGGCGUGGUCAACACCCAUCCGCCCGCCCGGCCCCGCUCCUCCGCCUCCAGCAACGCCAACUCCGUGGGAUCCGCCUCGGCGCCCACCAGCCCCACCUCCCAGUCGCACCUGGCCGCCAAGCCGAGCUCCUCGUCCACGCGGGCCAGCAGCCCGGCCCGCUCGGAGGCGUCGCAGGGCGCGCUGGACCUCACGCCCCGCGCGGCCCCCCAGCCCCCGCCGGCGGCCUCCGCCUCCGCCUCGGCCUCCUCGUCCAGCUCCCGCUCGCCGCUGCUGCCCAAGGAGAAGCCCAUCAGCCCGCCCGGCCUGCCGCAGUCGGCCCGGAGCCCGCCCAACGGACCCCCUCCGCCGCCCUCGAUGCUCUCCUGCUCGCCCCUGCCCCCGUCGGUGGCCAUCGACUGCCUGCCCCCGGGGCUGCAGCACCACCUGCAGCAGCAGCACCAGCACCUCAUGCAGCAGCAGGCGGCCGUGGCGGCGGCGGCGGCGGCCCAGCACCACCACCACCAGAUGCAGCAGCACGCGGCCGCCCUGCACCAGCACCAGGAGCAGCUGCGUCGCGAGGCCCAGGAGGCGCAGCAGAAGGCGGCGGCGGCGGCGGCAGCGGCGGCCGCAGCAGCCCAGCGCCAGACCUCGCCCCAGCCCCCGUCCCGCGGCGGCAGCGAUGUGGCAGGAGUCGGGCCGGCGGGUCCGCCCAAUCCCAAUCCCCUGAUGGGCGCCCGUCCGCCCUUCGGCAUGUUCCCCAAUCUGCCGCUCUUCCCACCCUCCACGACCCAAAACAUGUGCAACGCGAUGAACCAGAUCGCCCAGUCGGUGAUGCCGGCGGCGCCGUUCAAUCCGCUGGCCCUCAGCGGCGUGCGCGGCAGCACCACCUGCGGCAUCUGCUACAAGACAUUCCCCUGCCACUCGGCCCUCGAGAUCCACUACAGGAGCCACACCAAGGAGCGGCCCUUCAAGUGCAACAUCUGUGAUCGCGGCUUCACCACCAAGGGCAAUCUGAAGCAGCACAUGCUGACACACAAGAUCCGGGACAUGGAGCAGGAGACCUUCAGAAAUCGUGCAGUAAAGUAUAUGAGUGAAUGGAACUCUGAUCGCGAAUAAAUAGACAGCACGAUCACGAUCGAGAUCUAGAUCGACGUCUAGAUACUUUCCUCGAAGAAGGCUGUUCCAGAAACCGAACCAGAACCAGCUCCAGAUUCAGAUUCAGUCAAGAUGCAAUCGAUUCUCGCAAACCAAAUGAUCUCAAAAACAAAAAGAGAGAGAGAGAGAGUGAGAGAGAGGGGCCGAGAUGCUGGUGUAUACAAAUCUUUUAUAUUUAUAAAUUGUUGCCCACAAAAAAUAUUAUUUGGGAAUGCGAAUGCGAAUUCAUAAACAAUGUUUUUAUGAUCCUGGGGGCGCGCUAGAAACCAAUACAAAUGAAAGCCGGCGAUCAUGAAACGUAUCCAAAGAUGCAUCGAAAGCGAUUUGUGUUCCAGAGCUAAAGACCUGGCGCCAUGGAGCCCAAAAACUGCUUGGUAUUGAGAGACUGAUAGCGUUUCAUGUUCCAACAGCCGCACAGAUACUCCUCUCUGAAGUAUCUGAAGCGAAGGCGUAGAAAAAAUCAAAAUUCGAAUUUAAAGCAAAAAAAACUUAAGGUAUAUGCAAAUAGAAAUAUAAUAGGUACCUAUAUAUAUAUAUAUAUAUAUAUAUAUGAUAUAUUGUAGUAUGAUAACCGAAUCCCCCCUCACAGAUACACAGCUACAGAUACAGAUACACGGUUAAUCUAUUUGGAAUGUGCAAUAAAAUAUGACACGCUAUAAAUUUAGAUGCUUUUGUUUCCUACUACUCGUAAAUUAGUUUUUAUUUUCCACUCCUUGUACAUACCCUAUAAAUAAUAAUCAUAUUUCAAGAUCCCAAAAAAUACAAAACAAAA
Messenger RNA from Drosophila persimilis, 5853 nucleotides. RefSeq names its product homeotic protein spalt-major. The transcript has 5 exons. The record is from RefSeq and is a predicted model, not a curated record. Gene Ontology annotation, biological process: regulation of transcription by RNA polymerase II. Gene Ontology annotation, molecular function: RNA polymerase II cis-regulatory region sequence-specific DNA binding; DNA-binding transcription factor activity, RNA polymerase II-specific. NCBI's taxonomy places the organism in Eukaryota, Metazoa, Arthropoda, Insecta, Diptera, Drosophilidae. The coding region runs from base 705 to 5042 and encodes 1445 amino acids. Gene Ontology annotation, cellular component: nucleus.